Molecule: messenger RNA, 6761 nt
Organism: Mugil cephalus (flathead mullet)
Lineage: Eukaryota; Metazoa; Chordata; Actinopteri; Mugiliformes; Mugilidae
Product: 1-phosphatidylinositol 4,5-bisphosphate phosphodiesterase gamma-1-like
Exons: 32
Coding region: 1117-5055 (1312 amino acids)
Biological process (GO): phospholipid catabolic process; positive regulation of epithelial cell migration; phosphatidylinositol-mediated signaling
Molecular function (GO): protein binding; phosphatidylinositol-4,5-bisphosphate phospholipase C activity; calcium ion binding
Source: RefSeq, a predicted model, not a curated record
GCUCUGCUCCCAGCCGCCUGCUCCUUCCCCGGGUUUCCCUCUGACUCUCCCUCAUCUUCCCUCAGAUACAACUCGACCAGCGACUGGAAGAGUAGGAAAGAAGAAGGGGGAAAAAAAAAAAAAAAAUCUGAUCGAGCCUUUCCGGUCUUCUAGCCUCUGGUUUCCUCCGCGGAGCUCUGGCGUUGGAGCGGAGGCAGGAGACGCGGAGAUUCAUCCGGAGCGAAGUGGAGGAGAAGGAGGAGGAGGAGGAGGAUCUGCACGGUUCCUCCAAAAAACGGGUGACGGCGUCGGGUAAUGCAUCCUGUCGGCGGUGUAAUGAGCUCGGAGAGGAGGAGGAGGAGGAGUGGUAUGUGAAGAGGAGGAGGAGGAGGAGGGAGUGAGCAGAAUGAUUCGGCGGCUGGGAGCGCACUCGGUUCUCGCCGCGGCCGCUCCGCGCUCUCCCGUCUCCGCGAAGCCGCCACGCAGCGCCUCUUCGCCGCCCUGUUGCACCCACCUCCGGCUGUUUGUCGUUACAUAACUCGGCGUUUUUUGUCGCUCGCACUGACUCCCGGAGAGUCGAGGAGGUUGGAGUGGGAUAGCCACAUCUUGUCUGCCGCCCCAGCAGCAGCAGCAGAAGCAGCAGCGAGCGGUCGACGCGGCGGCUGCGGUCAGAGGAGGGUUUAAAUCCGGACUCAGCUGCCUUCUGCAGUCCUGGACUGGAGGACUAGCAGAAGGACUAACAGGGAGAGGGAAGGGGGGGGGGGACGCACACAGGCUGGAAACCUGAGUCCAGAGGUGAUGAGGACUCACCCCGAGUGGAUUUCACUGGUGUGCUGCCAGAAGCAUCUGGAAAGGAUAACACGGGGAUACACUCCCCUCUCCUGAGGACCAGAGGAUAAUUCACAUCUCAGACGUUUCAGCUCUUUUAGCUCGUGUUUCACCGUGGAACACUUCAAAUCACGCCCGAGUGGAGUAGUUCAGAAGCAGAUUUCCUCCUCCUCCUCCUCCUGUCAGUUGGAUCAUGUUGGACACCUGUGACCCACGGAGCUGAGGCGACCAGCAUCCCGUCCGCGACGCCACGACAGCUCGGAGAUCCCGUGAGGUAUUUUUUUUCCUCCUCGUAGCGAUGCAGUGAGGAUGUGUGCGGCCAGGUUCAGCGGCUGCCUCAACGGCUGCGCCGAGGAGGCCGCCGGUGGUGCCGGGGGCCCCGCAGGUCCGGCCACGGCCUCCAGGAUGCUGGACUGGACGGAGGCGGGCCCCCGCAUCCUCCACAGCCUGGAGAUGGGCACGGUGAUGACCGUCUACUACCAGAAGAAGUCCCAGCGGCCCGAGAGGAGGACGUUCCGGAUCCGGCAGGACACCAGGCAGAUAGUGUGGUACCGAAACCCGGACAAGAUAGAAGGAGAGAUCGACAUUCGGGAGAUCAGGGAGCUGCGGUUGGGGAAGGGCUCCCGUGAUUUCGAGCGCUACCCGGAGGAGGCUCGUAAGCUGGACUCCGCCCACUGCUUCAUCGUGCUCUACGGCCUCGAGUUUCGCCUCCGGACUCUCAGCGUGGCCGCGUUCAGCGAGGAGGAGGUCAACAUGUGGAUCACAGGACUCAACUGGCUGAUGAUGGACACACAGAAAGCUCCAGCUCCACAGCAGACUGACAGGUGGCUGAGGAAACAGUUUGAAGUCAUGGACAGGAGCCACGAGGGCAGCAUCACGGUGAAGGACGUGAAAACUCUGCUUCCUCAGGUCAAUUACAGAGUCCCCAACAUGCGCUUUCUCAAAGACAAGCUGCAGGAGGUGGAGGCCAGGAGCGAUCUGUCGUACCCCAACUUCGCUCAGCUCUACCGGACGCUGAUGUUCGAUGCCCAGAGGAGCAUUAUUGAGCAGCUGGAGCUCUCCUUCCCUCUGCGAAAUGUCGACAGGCCAGAGCUUUGUCAGAUCUCCCUCUACGACUUCCAGAAGUUUUUACAGAUGGACCAGAAGGAGUCCUGGGCGUCGGAUCUGAGCCGCGUCAGAGAGUUUCUCACGGGCUACAUGAGGGGAGGGCUGCAGCCCGAGCCGAUGCUGCAGCUGGACGAGUUCCUGACCUUCCUGUUCUCCAAAGAGAACUCCGUGUGCGACCCUCGGCUUUCACCGGUCGUUGCGGACGACAUGAAACGGCCGCUGUCUCAGUACUGGAUCUCCUCUUCACACAACACCUACCUGACAGGUGACCAGUUUUCCAGUGAAUCAUCUCUAGAGGCCUACGCUCGCUGUCUGAGGAUGGGCUGCCGCUGCGUCGAACUGGACUGCUGGGACGGACCUGACGACCUGCCCAUCAUCUACCACGGCCACACCUUGACCUCCAAGAUCAAAUUCCUGGACGUGCUGCACACCAUCAAAGAACACGCCUUCGUCACAUCCGAGUAUCCCGUGAUCCUGUCCAUCGAGGACCACUGCAGCGUGGUCCAGCAGAGGAACAUGGCCACGCACUUUAAGAAGGUGUUUGGAGAUCUGCUGCUCACCAAACCGGUGGACAACAACGCGGAGGAGCUGCCUUCGCCCUACCAGCUCCGCAGGAAGAUCCUCAUCAAGCACAAGAAGCUGGUGGAGGGGACGGUUUAUGAGGAGGUGUCGUCAGCCAGCUACUCUGAAAACGACAUCAGCAACUCCCUGAAGAACGGCAUCCUUUACCUCGAAGACCCCAUCGACCACACAUGGACGCCUCACUAUUUUGUCCUGACCAGUAAUAAGAUUUACUACUCAGAGGAGACAUCUCACUACCAGACAGCUGACGAAGAGGAGGACGAAGAAGCCAAAGAGGAGUGCAACAACAACGAGCAGCACUGUGCCGAGCGCUGGUUCCACGGGAAGCUGGGCGGCGGACGCGACGGUCGCCAGGUGGCCGAGAAGCUCCUGCAGGACUACUGCGAGGGCGGAGCCAAAGACGGCACCUUCCUGGUCCGGGAGAGCGAGACGUUCGUCGGAGACUACACCCUCUCCUUCUGGCGCUCUGGUCGAGUCCAGCACUGCAGGAUCCAUUCACGUCAGGAGUCCGGCGCCACGCGCUUCUACCUGACCGACAACCUGGUGUUCGACAGCCUGUACCGCCUCAUCUGCCACUACAGGGACACGCCGCUGCGCUGCAACGAGUUCGAGAUGAGGCUGGGCAGCCCCGUACCGCAGCCCAACGCACACGAGAGCAGAGAGUGGUACCACUCCAGUCUGUCUCGGGUCCAGGCCGAACACAUGCUGAUGCGUGUUCCCAGAGACGGCGCGUUCCUGGUGCGGAAACGGAGCGAACACAGCUCCUACGCCAUCUCCUUCAGGGCGGAGGGGAAGAUCAAACACUGCCGCAUCCAGCAGGAGGGACGUCUCUUCAUGCUCGGCAGCUCGGCCGAGUUUGAGAGUUUGGUGGAUCUGGUGAGCUACUACGAGAAGCAUCCUCUGUACCGCAAGAUGAGGCUCCGCUACCCCAUCAACGAGGACACUCUGGACCGCAUGGGCACCACGGAGCUGGACUAUGGAGCUCUGUACGAGGUCCGCACCCCUCACUUCUAUGUGGAGGCCAACAAGAUGCCUACAGCUCGGUGCACGGUCAAAGCUCUGUACGACUACAGGGCUCAGAGGGAAGACGAGCUGUGUUUCCCCAAACAGGCGCUGAUCCUGAACGUGGACAAGCAGGAGGGCGGCUGGUGGAGAGGCGACUACGGCGGAAAGAAGCAGCUGUGGUUUCCUGCCAACUACGUGGAGGAGGUUCCCAGCUCCCCGACCCGAGAGCUGGACGAGGCGUCCACAGAGAACAGUCCUCUGGGAACUUUCCUCAAGGGCUUCAUCGAUGUGCCCAGCUGCCAUGUCGUGGUGCAUAAAGACGGGAAGAACUCGCGGCCCUUCGUGUUCACCAUCCACUCCCAGCAGCUCUCCUCUCACCCGGUGCAGACGCUGGACGUGGCGGCCGACAGCCUGGACGACGUCACCGGCUGGGUCGGCAAGAUCAGGGAGGCGGCGCAGAACGCUGACGCACGGAUGCAGGAGGAGAAGCAGAUGGAGAGGAGGAAGAAGAUCGCGGUGGAGCUGUCCGAGCUGGUGGUUUACUGCAGACCUGUCCCCUUCAACGAGGACAAGAUCGGGACAGAGCGGGCGUGUUACCGGGACAUGUCCUCCUUCCCGGAGACGAAGGCGGAGAAGUUUGCGACUCGCGGCCGAGGGAAGCGCUUCCUGCAGUACAACCGGCGUCAGCUCUCCAGAGUUUAUCCCCGAGGACAGAGGCUGGACUCGUCCAACUACGACCCGCUGCCCAUGUGGCUCUGCGGCUCACAGCUGGUGGCGCUCAACUUCCAGACCCCAGAUAAACCCAUGCAGCUGAACCAGGCCCUGUUCUUGCUCGGCGGAGGCAGCGGCUACGUUCCCCAACCUGACGUCAUGAGGGACGACGCCUUCGACCCUUUCGACAAGGAAACGUUGCACGUGGAGCCGAUAACCAUCCAGUUACAGGUCCUGGGAGCUCGCCACCUGCCUAAAAAUGGCCGCAGCAUCGUCUGCCCCUUCGUAGAGGUGGAAAUCUGCGGCGCCGACUACGACAGCUGCAAAUGCAAAACGGAUGUCGUAGCCGAUAACGGCCUGAAUCCCGUGUGGGUGCAGAGGCAGUUCGUGUUCGACAUCCACAACCCGACCUUCUCCUUCCUGCGCUUCACCGUCUACGAGGAGGACAUGUUCAGCGACCCCAACUUCCUGGCGCAGGCCACCUACCCCGUCCGCCUGCUGCGAACAGGCUACAGGAGCGUCCCUCUGAAGAACAGCUACAGCGAGGAGCUGGAGUUGGCGUCGCUUCUGGUUCAUGUAGAGAUCGUAAAUGCAAAGGAGGAAGACGACGAGAACAUGUACACGUCCAUCCAGCGGCUGCGGGACCGGACCAGCGAGCUGUCCACCCAGGUCUCUCUCCUGGAGAGGUCGGGCUCAGCGGACCUCAGCUACCAGCAGAGUCUGGAGGAGCUGCGAGCGGCUCAGGACCAGCUGAGCGAGCUGGUGGAGGCUCGGAACCGCAGGCUGAUGGAGAAGAAGAGAAGGGAGAAGCUGAGGCAGCAGGUGGCAGCAAAGCGCAGCUAAUCCUCCCCUCCACCAGAGGGCGCUGUCCUCCGCCCAAACCGUGCAUGACGCGCUGUGCUGCAGCCCCGACAUGAACAAAGCGGCUCUAGUCUCUACGGCAGCGACAUGCAAUCCAUUUAUAAUUGUAAAACAAACAGAAAAAAGAGAAAGAACUGCUCUGUGCUACGGAGGAACGGGCGACAAACAGAAACAUCUCAUGGACUCAAGAGACACAAAAAAAUAAAGCUAUAAAAACAAUCAUGGGCUGAAGGCUGAAACACAGGAAGAGCAAACUGGAUCUGCUCGUUUUUCUUUGUGUAAAAAAAACAUUUGAAAAUUAAAAUUUUAUCUGUUUUCCUGACAUUUCUUAGAUGAAACAACAAGAAAACAGUCGGUUGAUUGACUUAUAAUUAAACUUAUCGCUGAUUGCACUUGUAGCUGUGAAGAGUAGAUCUGAAUGAGACCAAAAAUGGAAACGGAUGCAGUUUAAUGGAAAGAAAUCUGAACAAAUGGAGGAACACUUCCCUACUUUAACAUAUUUUAAAUUCAAACACUUCAAAAUUUCAUGGAAAAAUCAAAGAGAAAUGACGUCAGCGGCUCAGAAAAGUUGCUCUCGCUGUGUUUCAGCCUCUAGUGAGAAAAAAACUGGAUUAAAAAAAGGAGACGAAAACUCAGGUUACAUAAAUGUGAGGAUGGAAAAAACCAACACUUCGACAUCUGGACGGACAAAGUGAACCGUGGGCACGCGUAGCAAAAAGGAAAUCUCCUGUAUGUGCCUUUUGUCGUUGCUCUUUUCUUCGUAAAUUCUUUUAGAAACGAAAUACAACUGGAAUGAAGUAGUCGCCCUCAAAGGGACGACUGCUCACUAACUAACUCACUAACUGGAGGAGGAACGUUUGGCUCGGACCACUACUCAUGAAAUGGGUCUUAAAGGGAAAAUUUCUUUCUUUCUUUCUCUCUUUUAUUUUUCUUUUUUGUGGGUGAUCACAUAAACUCCACCUCCUUCCUGUUCCACCUGGGAGAGCACAAACUGGACGAGCUGUGCCAAACGAAUCCUCACCAAACCGCCGACAAGGUCUUUUAAUACUUCUUCUAAGGGCUGUAAACGUACCUGUACUACCUGCAGAGGGGCAGGGUAGGUAGGUAGGUAGGUAGGGGGCCCUCGGAUGUCACCUGCACAGGGGCUCAGGUGUGUUCACCUUAUACGACAAAACAAAAAAAAAAUUAAAAAAUCAAGGGCUAUCACGGAAAACUAGCAAAGCACUCGGCCGGGAUUUACGCUCCAUCGUCAGCCGGUGUGGCUCCAGGUGAUCGGACCCACUGCAUGGCUGCAUAUCCCCGUCCCACCCCCGUCCCCGUCCCCAUCCCCGUCCCCGUCCCCGUCCCACCUUACACCCCCAUGUCUAGUUCCUCAUUGUAUAUAACUUCUUUUAUUUAUCAUGCAGGCGUAGACCCUGUUUUCAUAGAUGAAAGAACGGACUUCAGACUGAAGACACUGUAACUUUGUGUAGAAAUGAAUAUUGUGUUCCCUUUAAACGUCCCCAUAAUAGACAUGAAACUUCUAUGCAAAGGUCGUCCCCGCGGCCCAUAGCCAUCGCGUAUUAGACCAUUUGACUCCCGAGUUGUGUUUUUUUUCUCCCUGUACCUGCGCUAACUGUCCAGUAUUAUUAUUACUCCGCAUUAAAAAAUCCUGUGCAAGUUUCCAGUUAAUAAAGCUCUUUCAUGUA